UUCACAUCGCGGAAACCGAAAACAAAAUGGGGGCAUCGUUGGACACCCCUGCGAGGUGUCCUCUUUGCAACGAGCUGACCCGGGAGCCCGUCACCCUGAAGUGCAACCACCGGUUCUGCAGACGAUGUAUCGGAGACUUAUGGAGCGUUACCCCGAACGGGCCGUACCACUGUCCGGAGUGGAGGUGUAAAACUGUGUACCAGACUCUGCCGUUUGAUCGCAGCUUGAUACGGCAGCCCUCCCCGAGUCGACGGGCUCAGCCUCGCAGCACCACAGCCACAUCCAGUAACGAUGAACAAAAUGUACUUGACUCAGCAUUGAGGAGGCCGUCACUCAGCAGCCAGCUCCUGGGGAAGAGAAAGGCCAGCACACCUGCACCAGAGCAACCUGACACGAAGCGACCAACUGUGGAAUCUCCCCGUGAGCGGUUCAGUGACACUGAGACUCCCACCAUUUCCUCCUCAGAUAAACCUGGGCAGUCAACUGUCGUGGGGACGUCCAAGGAAACAGUGCACCCACCGUCUACAGGGUCUGAGCAUGGUGAUGGCACAUCCUCCAGUGACAGGGCUGACCGUGAGGCAGUACCUGCAAGUGAUGUGCCGCAAGAUGUCCCAGUCCAGCAGAGCCAGUGUAAAUCAGAAGUCGUCGUCACACUGGAUGACUCUGACAGCUCAAAUGAAGUAGAUAUAUGUGAUUCACCUCCUCUUGCAACCCCCAGGGAAGGCACACAAGUGACAGGACUUCAUGCAACACCAAAGAAAGCUGCCUCACCUGCCAACUCUGAUUCUUUUCCUGGGGUCUCAACCCCAAGUAAAGACAAGUCUCCUGUACAUCAUGUCAAGCCACCUGUGAUAUUCACCAAACACCCUGCUACUGCUUCGGGAUCCUCAAGUCCUGUUAACAUCUUUUCCAGGCCGGAGAACAAAAAAAACAGCCCAGUGCCCUGCCAUUAUUGCCCUAAAACUGGAUAUCAGUCUGCUGUGAAGACUUGUCUGGUGUGCGGAGCUUCCAUGUGUACAGAGCACCUGCGUCCCCACCUGGACUCACCUGUGUUUCAGAAUCAUACCCUGGUUCCUCCAAUGGAGGACAUUUCUCCCUGGAGGUGCCAGGAACACCAGGAAAUAAACAGGAUCUACUGUCGGCAGUGUGGAGUGUGUGUGUGCACAGUGUGUACCGUCAUAGGCUCCCAUCGCGACCACGUCUGCAUUAGUAUCAGGGAGGCAGAGAGAGAGCUCAGGGGGAACCUGAAAGAAGAGAUCAAACAACUGCAGGAUGCUGAACAGCAGGUGAAGAACAGAUUGGCUGAACUUACACACAAGAAAGAGACCUCCAAGGUGGUUUUAAGUGAGGCAGGAGAAGGGGUGCAGCAGCAGUACAGAGCUAUCAGAGAGGCCCUGGAGCAGGAGGAGCAGUCAGCUCUUCAGUGUGUGAUGAAGGAGGAGAGCAGGGUUCUUGGUGGACUAGAGGAGAAACUCAGCCACCUCCAGAGCUCCUUGCUAUCCAUCCAGCGAGGCCUACACACCCUGGAGGGGCUGGCUGAUGCCAAGGGAGACAAACGCAUUCAGGACCAGGCCUUCAUAAUGGAGUACAGCAAGAUAGCCCAACUGGCUGGUAACAUGGGGAGCAUUGUGGAGCAGUUCGAGGCCCCAGAGGAAGUGGAUCGCGACAGACUGAAAUGUUUGCAGAGGUGGACCGAGAGGCGGCUGGACACAGUGAUCAUCACUGUACCUGGCAAAGACAGAGACCUCUACAAACUGCUUUAUGGUACCAUUCCCUACUUGGACGAAGACACAGCCCAUUCCAAGCUGCAGCUGUCUGAGAACAACAGGAGGGUGACCUACAGUGAGACUCCCCAGUUCUACGCAGAGCACGAGGCUCGCUUCAGCUCCUUUCCCCAAGUCCUGGCCGCCUCUGCCCUGGAGGAAGGCCGCUGGUAUUGGGAGGUGAACGUGUCUGUCGAUGAUGGCCGCUGGAAGGUGGGGCUGUGCGAGGGACAGAUCGAGAGGAAGGGCCAAAAAGACAACUCUCGUUUGGGCUUCAACAGUUACUCAUGGUGCCUGGCCUGCGAUAGGAAGAAGGUAGAAGCCCUACAUAACAAAGUAUCUGUCCCAGUAGAUGUGGACAGGCUGCAGAGGGUGGGAGUGUUCCUUGAUUUUGAGGAGGGUAUUUUAUCAUUCUUUAAUGUGACACUAGGGGGCAGUCUAGUACUAAUGCAUUCCUAUAAGCACAGGUUUACUGAUCCUCUUUACCCAGCCUUUUCUGUAUCUAAAACACACCUGGCCAUCUGUGAUCUGUUCCAGUCGUGAAUCAUAAAUUACUGGCAUGUCAGUUCUGCUGUAAAUUACAGAAUACAUGAAAGCACAGUGCCUUUUUACAUGUGAAAAUAAUUUUGUUUUUUUUGUCAUUAAAAGUAUGCUGAAUUGUAAAAUUUUCAGGGAUGAUAGUUCUGUCAUACACUGUAUAUAAUGCAAUACUUUUGCAAAAUGUGAUUUUAUAUCAUUUGAUAGUACUGGAAUUGUACCAUGCUAGAAAUGCUGUUCACUAUACAUUAUACAUCUAACAUUACAAAUAUAUUUUUGGUAUCAGGAUUUUAAUCUUUAUAAGUUUUUAAUUUGAGAUUUUUACUGAACAAAUGAACAAGUUUUUACAUCAGGGGCAAGUUAACUUUGCUGAUCAAUAAUAAAACAACAGAUUUCCAUUUUGAAUAUAUGUUAAAAAUGUUCUUUGUUUUGAGAUGUUUAAUACCUCUUUGAUCUCAUGGUGAUCCACUGUCUUUCUACAGAAAUAAAAUGUCAAAGUUUCAAAAGCAAAGUAAAA
Messenger RNA from Lates calcarifer (barramundi perch), 2817 nucleotides. RefSeq names its product E3 ubiquitin/ISG15 ligase TRIM25. The record is from RefSeq and is a predicted model, not a curated record. Gene Ontology annotation, molecular function: protein binding; zinc ion binding. Lineage: Eukaryota; Metazoa; Chordata; Actinopteri; Centropomidae.